Messenger RNA from Prunus armeniaca (apricot), 1026 nucleotides. The record is from the annotation of a GenBank genome assembly. Lineage: Eukaryota; Viridiplantae; Streptophyta; Magnoliopsida; Rosales; Rosaceae.
AUGGCUUCCAUCGCCGCAUCAAACGUCGUCGCUUUUAAAUCCGCCGAUAAAUUCAGAGCUCCUGGCGAUGCCAGAGCCUGCCAUUUCAAGCAAUGGGCCCCAGUUGGUAGCACAAUCGGAUCGGGUCGGAGCAUUGGCCUCAAGUACAGAUCCAAGAGCAGCUCCGGUCACGUGAGGGGUCAGGUGGCCACGGUUGAACAAGCAAGCACAGGAGCAGCACCAAAAGUGGAGGGUCCUGUGGUGGUAGUGACCGGAGCUUCUAGGGGCAUUGGCAAAGCCAUUGCUCUGUCUUUGGGCAAAGCUGGUUGCAAGGUCCUUGUUAAUUACGCAAGGUCGUCAAAGGAGGCAGAGGAGGUUUCCAAAGAGAUUGAGGCAUUCGGUGGACAAGCUCUUACUUUUGGAGGAGAUGUUUCGAAGGAAGAAGAUGUUGAAGCCAUGCUCAAAACUGCGGUUGAUGCUUGGGGAACUGUUGAUGUAUUGAUAAAUAAUGCAGGAAUUACUAGGGAUGGUCUAUUGAUGAGAAUGAAGAAACAACAAUGGCAGGAGGUCAUCGAUUUAAAUCUUACUGGUGUAUUUCUAUGUACCCAGGCAGCAGCUAAAAUUAUGAUGAAGAAGAAGAAGGGAAGGAUAAUCAAUAUAGCAUCGGUUGUUGGCCUAGUUGGAAAUGUUGGACAAGCCAACUAUAGUGCUGCAAAAGCAGGAGUAAUUGGCCUGACAAAGGCUGUUGCCAAGGAGUAUUCAAGCAGACACAUCAAUGUUAAUGCUGUUGCCCCAGGAUUUAUUGCAUCGGACAUGACUGCCAAGCUAGGGGAUGACAUUGAGAAGAAAAUUUUAGAGACCAUCCCCUUAGGAAGAUAUGGCCAACCUGAAGAAGUUGCUGGACUGGUGGAAUUCUUGGCCCUUAGUCCUGCAGCCAGUUACAUGACUGGACAGGUCUACUAUACUGCUGACCCCAAGAUGUGGAUUAGAACGGCUGAGCUUCAAGUUGAGUAUGAAAUGGAAUUGCCGGAUUCUAAUGGGAUAUGA